Caenorhabditis angaria is the source of this 2861-nucleotide messenger RNA. The record is from the annotation of a GenBank genome assembly. Lineage: Eukaryota; Metazoa; Nematoda; Chromadorea; Rhabditida; Rhabditidae.
AUGAAUUUUUGGAAUCUGAUAUUGAAUCAGAUGAGCUAUUUGAGCAGUAAGUGAUUUUUCUUACUUUUUUGAAACAAUCACAUUUUUACAGUUAUCAAAAUGUGAUGGUGCCUAAUCUGUAUCGAAUGAAAUAGAAGAUGCAAAAAAGUUGAAGUUGAUCAAACAUCUCGAUGUAGUUAUUAAUGAUCAUGGAAAAUUAUUCAUUGAAAGAUCAAUAACAUUGAAAUCGAUAAAAUGGCAUAAAAAUCGAUUGAUCAAUUUUGAAUUUGUUGUAGAGCCAAUACAAAAACAAUCGAAUGUUGAAACACUUGUAAAGAGAUCACAAGAAUUGGAAUCGAAAUUCGUGGAUUUCAUCACGAAGUAAGUCAUUUCCCAGUCAUAAUAUCUCCUCAACUAAUUUUUAUAUUGGACAUAAUGGUUUUUUUGAAGUGGAAAUUGUGUCUUUCUAAUGAGUUCUUAUAUUAUUUUGUUCUAAAAUCGGCCCAUUUUAGAAACAAUUUCGCUAUCUAAGAUCUUUCUCGAGCAACAAAACAAACAUUAGAAUCAAAAUUGUAUCAAUUUCCUCCAAAUUAUAAAAUUAACCACCAUCUAGAAAAAUAUAAUUAAACAUUAUUUAGAAGAUCAGAUAUCCCAAUCGAACAAUUUGGUCAAAUAUGGCUCUGGAAUUUAUUCGCAUCAAUAUACAAUAUUGAUUCAACUAUUGAUAUACAGUCCGCUUUUGCCGUGUUUUUGAAUAGAUUGUGGUUUCAGCCGAUUGAAGCCGACAUAAAAUUGAAAUUUAUGAGAUAUUUCAAAAUAAAAAUCGACUUCAUUAUAAAGGAUUUCAUAAUAUCAACAUUGCACUUUUUGCAUUUUUUCUUUCACAGCCUGGCGAAACGUAUUCCCCACAGGCAUAAAUUUCUGACUUUUUUCCUUUCGAUUCCGCCCCCUGCCACGAUUACACGUUCCACGUUUUUUAAAUAAUUUUUCGAUUUCAUCUUUUUUCUCCACUAAAUUUCGAAAUGCAGAAAAUCAGAAAUAAUUAUUCAUUGAAAAAAAAACGUGCCGCACCUUGCCAAAUAAAUCCCGCCUUCCGAUUCAAGCGAGAAUUUGUUUUUUUCUGCGACAGGUAUUUCUGAAUUAAAAAAGUCAAGAAUUUAUGCCUGUGAUAUUCCCGCCCACUUUUUUUUUCGUAGUUGUUCAAGAAAUAUAUUGUAGAAUUCCAAGAUUUUUGAUCAUUAGAGAAAUUUGCAGUUUGGGUUACUGUAGCUCAAAAGAUAUGAGAUCACUGUAGAAUUUUUGAAUUUUUCCAGAAAUGUAGUCAAUUCAAAAACCUAGAUAAUUUAAAGUUUUCCACUUCUCGAAAAUGAAAAAUAAAUAAUUAUUGAAAUAAAGAUAAAGAAGCUUAAUCAAUAGAAAUAAAUAAGAAACCAAUAUAAUUUACUCUAGAAUGGGCCCAUUUUAAAAACAAUUUCGCUAUCUAAGAUCUUUUUUUAGCUGCUGGCUCACACAAAAAAACAAAACAAACAUUAGAAUCAAAAUUGUAUCAAUUACCUCCACAUUAUAAAAUUAAUCACCAUCAAAAAAAUCAAACAUUAUUUAGAAGAUCUGAGGUAAUACCGGUGGAACAAUUCGAUGAGAAAUGGAUUUGGAAACAAUUUGCGUCAAUCUACAAUAUAAAUUCAACACAUGAUUCAAUAAUAUCCGCAUUAUUGGUGCCGUGCAUUUGUUAACCCCUGGGCGUGGUAUUUAAACCAGUUACGAGAUUUUCUCAACUCAUUUUAAUUGGACAAAUGAUUUUUUUUGAGUGGCACUGAGAGUGGAUGGAAAUGAUGUCAUUUUAAUGAGUUUUUCAUAUUAUCUAAAAUGUGCACAUUUUUGAAACAAUUUCGCUAUCUUUUUUGAGCUGCUGGAUCACACAAAAACACAUUUCUUUUUAAAUGUAGAAUCAAAAUUGUAUCAAUUUCCUCCACAUUAUAAAAUUAACCACCAUCUAGAAAAAUAUAAUUAAACAUUAUUUAGAAGAUCAGAUAUCCCAAUCGAACAAUUUGGUCAAAUAUGGCUCUGGAAUUUAUUCGCAUCAAUAUACAAUAUUGAUUCAACUAUUGAUAUACAGUCCGCUUUUGCCGUGUUUUUGAAUAGAUUGUGGUUUCAGCCGAUUGAAGCCGACAUAAAAUUGAAAUUUAUGAGAUAUUUCAAAAUGAAAAUCGACUUCAUUAUAAAGGAUUUUAUAACAUCAUAUCACGAUGUCAAUUUAACACCUGAUGAUGACAACAAGAUCAAUGGCUGGACCCACAUGGUAAUUAAAAAUGUUUGGUGAAGAAACCUAAAUGAUUUGCUUCAGAUUGAUCAACGCAAUUUUGAAGAGACAUUCGAUCACUCAACCAUCGUUUUGCCAACGUCAGUAUUGUCAAGCACGUUCAAAUCAAAUUCUGAAAACGAGGAGAAAUUCUUUCACAGCCUGGCGAAACGUAUUUCCCACAGGCAUAAAUUUCUGACUUUUUUUCCUGUCGACUCCGCCCCCUGCCACGAUUACACGUCUCACGUUUUUAAAUAAUUUUUCGAUUUCAUCUUUUUUUCUUCACUAAAUUUCGAAAUGCAAAAAAUCAGAAAUAAUUAUUGUUUGAAAAAAAACGUGCCGCACCUUGCAAAAUAAAUCCCGCCUCCCGAUUCACGCGAGAAUUUUUUUUUUCUGCGACAGGUAUUUCUGAAUUAAAAAAGUCAAGAAUUUAUGCCUGUGCCAACCGGAAAAAUAUGUCGACGAAUUUGGAGAAACGCAAACACAAGCACCACCGAAUUCGUUGGAGGACACCGAGGAUUCAAUUAUGUUGAAAAUUAUCAAAAAGGCCACCAAAAAUGUGAAAAAAUCGGAUGAAAAAUAG